AACCCGAUUAAUUUCUGUCCUUCUUCAGUACAAACCUUACCGAUAAUAAAAAUAAUAAAAAUACAAAACAAAGCAGAAAUAAGAUUAUCACCCAAUCAAAAAAGACCUGACUAAAUAUUCUACUACACAGCCUACAGUUUAAAGAGAGCAGCUGCUAAUUCACUGCAGAUUUCUCAAGAUUAAGUUCGUUUGGGGCCUGGGUAGCUCAGUGGUAAAAGAUGCUGGCUACCACCUUUGUGUCAUAUCCUCGUCAGCCUCUGCUCCUCCAAACUCCUCUUACUCCCCUGAUUAUUAGUUACUUCCACCUGCUCCCCAUCAAACAAUCAACCAGAACAGUAUAAAGUCUCACCACUUUCCCUCAGUCAUUGUCUAGUCUCGUUUGGACCUACUACUAGUGUGUACAACUCUCUCUUGAAUCCUAGUUUUCGUGAGUAAUUUACCAGUUAGUCUUCGGUCUGCCUAGUUACUUUAUAUCCUGAUUUAAUCUGUGGUUUUCCCUGUUUUCUCUCUGUUUACUCCUGAGUUUGUAAUAAACUGCAUCUGGGUUCAACUCCUUGUCUCGGCUUCGUAACAGAAGACUAGACCACUAAACAUGAACCCAGCAGGAACGGCGUCAGCCAUGGAGCAUUUUCUUGAGCAUGAGCAACAACUAAUCCAACACGAAGAGGCGCUUCAUGAUAUGCAACGUCGACUAGAGAAGCUAUCACUUACCCCAACUGCUGCAGCAUGUCCUUCUGCCCCAGACUUCGCUUCUACUCUGGCAGCGCCAGUCUCUGACUCUCCUCCUCCGUUCGUUCUGUUUCCUGGAAACUUCUGCCCUCUGGCUCCACCUAAGAGUUUCUCUGGCAAUGCGGAGAUGUGCAGCGGCUUCCUUCACUGUUCACUGGCUUUUGAGUUACAACUCCAACACUUCUCCACAGAUUGCUCCAAGAUAAUGUACAUUAUAUUCACCUCUCUGGGAAGGCACUACAAUGGGGAAAUGCCAUCUGGAAUCAGGGAGGUCCCGUGAUGCAGUCCAUCAAUGCAUUCACAACCCAUUUCCGUGAGGUUUUUGAGUCCACUACUGGAACCUCCUUUGCCAGUGAACAAUUAAGCCGUUUCCAUCAAGGCAAGCUAUCGGUCGCUGAAUACGCCCUGCGCUUCCGCUCGAUGGCAUCCACCAGUCAUUGGAAUGAGCCAGCGCUGAUUACUCAUUAACGACAGGGUCUAAACAAGUCCCUUCAAAUGCACCUAGCUGGUGUGGAUGACUCCCGAGGAUUGGAAUUCCUCAUUCAAUUCUCGCUUUGUGUGGAUCGUCGACUAAAACAGAGCUCGACUGACCGCGACUAUUCAGCCCUGCCACUUCCCAAGACCAAGUCUGAGGAGGAGGAGCCAAUGCAACUAGGCACAACCCACCUGACACCGGCUGAGCAUAGGAGGUGGAAUAUCAACAACCUCUGCCUCUAUCGUGGAGCUGCCUAUCAUCACAUAUCCUCCUGUCCUAUUCAUCCUCCCAGACUGCUGGUAAGCUCUGUUUCCUGUGAGCCUGUAUGUGGGAAACCCUUUUGUAUAGACAUCACGGUUUCAACUUCCACUUCCUCAAUUCUUGUACAUGCCCUUCUAGACUCCGGGUCGGCAGGCAACUUCAUUGCCCCCUCACUAGUCAAACAACUCAACCUCCAGACAGAACCUGUAACUAAGCACUUAUCCAUCCACUCUGUCGUUGGCAAACCUAUUGGCUCAGACUUAAUCACUCACCAAACUAUGCCACUCACCAUCCAAGUAGGAAUCCCUAUCCGUUUUCCAGUCUUACAUGAAUGAGAUCUUCCGUGACAUGCUCCACCAUUUUGUCCUGGUUUAUAUUGAUGAUAUACUCAUCUAUUCUACCUCUCUAAGUGAACACAUCCACUAUGUAAGACUGGUGCUUCAAUGUCUACAGGAGCACAAUUUGUACCUGAAGGCCGAAAAAUGCCUCUUCCACCAGUCUUCCAUUCAAUUUCUGGGUUACAUCAUCAGUUCCAGCGGAGUUCAGAUGGACACGUCCAAGGUGCAGGCCGUAACUACCUGGCCCCAACCUACAACCGUUAAGGAGUUACAGAGGUUCCUUGGUUUUGCCAACUUUUACCGGAGAUUUAUCCGGAACUUCAACACUGUGGUCGCCCCUCUCACCAGUCUUCUAAGAGGUAAACCCAAAACUCUCUCUUGGUCCCCACAAGCCACUAAAGCCUUCCAGCUGUUAAAGACUUCCUUUACUAUAGCGCUCAUUCUCAGACAUCCAAACCCAGACCUUCCCUUUGUCGUCGAGGUAGACGCUUCAAUCUCAGGGGUGGGGGCCAUACUCUCCCAGCGUCAAGGUAACCCUCCCAAACUGUUCCCUUGCGCCUUCUAUUCCAAGAAACUUUCUCCAGCCGAGACAAACUAUGAUGUUGGGAACCGAGAACUACUGGCCAUUAAACUGGCGCUCGAGGAAUGGCGCCAUUGGCUGGAGGCGCUUAGCACCCUUUUACUGUUAUAACCGACCACCGUAACCUUGAAUAUCUUCAAUCCGCUAAACGCCUAAACCCACGCCAAGCAAGAUGGGUACUGUUCUUCACACGUUUUCACUUUACAGUUACCUAUCACCCUGGUUCCAAACAUAUUAAAGCCGACGCCCUUUCCUGGUUGCACUCCUCUGACUAGUCCACAUCAUCACCAGAACCCAUACUACCUCCUUCACUCUUUGUCAACCCUCUACAGUGGGACAUGGACCAACAAAUCACCCAGGCAGCUUCCUCGGAACCAGUACAAGCAGCCUGUCCACCCGGGUUAACCUACGUUCCCUCUGCACAGCACUCCUUAAGUGGCUCCACUCUUCUCCUGGAUCUGGACACCUUGGAAUCUCCCAUACUCUUAACCUACUCAGAAACAAGUACUGGUGGCCUCAUCUAGUCUGGGACGUUACCAAUUUUGUCCGCUCCUGCUCUGACUGUGCCAUGGCUAAGGCACCUCGACAUCUCCCGGUGUGUAAGCUCGUACCUCUCCCCAUUCCACACUGUCAUUGGUCCCACAUUGGUGUAAACUUUGUUACUGACCUUCCUCCUUCCCAAGGGUUUACUUAUAUCCUUGUGGCAGUAGACCGGUUUUCUAAAUCUUGCCGGCUGGUGCCCC
Messenger RNA from Myxocyprinus asiaticus (Chinese sucker), 3126 nucleotides. RefSeq lists its product as uncharacterized. The transcript has a single exon. Lineage: Eukaryota; Metazoa; Chordata; Actinopteri; Cypriniformes; Catostomidae. The record is from RefSeq and is a predicted model, not a curated record. Bases 1793 to 2494 code for a protein of 233 amino acids.